GCGAACAACGAUUCGCAUGAGUUGGGCUUUCACGUUUGUUGUUACGGGCUAACAGGCUACGAGCGACAUUUUUUCAUACUAUUUUCGGCAAUUUUCAGACAAUGACCGUUGUUUCAUAUCGAUGUUUCGGGAAGAAGGAGGGGAGUGGUUCGGGGAGUGGUGGGCAACCCCCGUCAUAUCCACGGAAUCCAAUGGCGGGAAGAACAUGCUAUAAGUGCGGCGACCCGGACCACUUUGCUAAUGUUUGCAAAGAGUAUUGGGAAGCGAAGGAGAGUAACAAACCAUUCGUGUCUCCGCCACUGGGCACAGGGCGGACCAAGCGAACGAUGGCACCGGGCUCUGAGCGGAGGAACCUCUCAGCGGAUAGCUAUACAGUACGGAGCGAAUCGGAUGAGACAAAUAGACUGAUGAGGGAGUACUUCACACGUAAAGAGCGCGCGAGGGUUGAGAAGAUUGACAAGGAGAAGCGAGGGGAAGCUGAGAGAGAAGCGGAAGCUGCUAGGCAGGAGAAGGCAAGGAGAAAACUGGAAAAAGAAGCAGAAAAGAAGCGAGAGCAGAAGGAACGAGACGAUCAACUGCUGUAUCUGAUCAGGAUGGAGAUUCGGCGGGAAACAGGAAAGAAGGUCGAGAGCGAGGAAUCGGAAACAAGGAAGUAUGACAGGAAAACGAGAAAACCUGUGAAGACUAACGAGCGCGGUGAGACGAUCGAAGAAGAGAAGGAACGACUCCGUCGAGAGAUUGCAUUGCUAGAAGCUGUGGAAGAGGAGGAGGAGGAGGACGACGAGCUCCAAUGUUUAAGACGACGUGCGGCAGGAUUGAGUAUCCACGAGAAGAGGAAGCGAAGGAAGGAAAUGCCGAUAGGGGACAGUCCACCAAUGACGACUCCAACAAAGAGGACAGGGUUGUCCACAACGGCAAAAUUGAGAAUCAAAGAACUGCGAAGUGCGGAGAAAGGGAAGGUGACGUCGAGCUCGAUAUUGGAAGCCGUUGGGAAAAUCGGGCUAUCAUUGAAACACGUCAUGGCGGGCUGCGGACCGGAAGGGAAAAAGAAGUUUGAGGCGGAGUGCAAGGAGUUAUAUGAAGCCUUGACAAUCAAUGAGAUGAAGAAAGCUUGUAGACUAGAAAAAGUGACGUACGGCAAGCGGGAGUUGGUGAUUAAGAGGCUGACGACUAGGCGGGUAUUGAAGGCUUACGAUCCAGUCAACAUCCCAUUGCUAGUGUCGCCAACAUCGAAUACGAGAGUGACCCGGAGUGCAAAGCGCACAGAGCAGAGAGAAGGGAAGGGGACUGAUGAUAGCAGUGAAUGAUGACGGGACGGGAGUGAUUUUUGAGAUAUUUGUAGUGAGUUGGUCGAGAAGAGGCGACUGUGGGGGGAUUAAGAACAAGGGAGAUGAACGGUUAUGCGCGCAACUGUGAUCG
Chara braunii is the source of this 1419-nucleotide messenger RNA. Lineage: Eukaryota; Viridiplantae; Streptophyta; Charophyceae; Charales; Characeae. The record is from the annotation of a GenBank genome assembly.